UUGGAGUUCACAUUCAGUCAUCUUUCAGAUAAGCCCAUUGAGAUACAGCCACCAUGAAGGUAACAAUGAUCUUCGUGGCUCUCUUUCUACUUCACGUCUGCUCUUCAGUCCCUGUCAGCCACCGCACAAAUUGGCUCAGACAAUGUCGUGCCUCCACCAACCUCUCCAUCACAGCACUGGAGGUGCUGCCAGGCGGAGGCUGGGACAACCUUCGGAACAUGGACCUGGGUCGAGUCAUGAACCUCAGCUACUUCCAGUGCCAGACCACUGAGGACGGGCUCUACCUCAUCCCAGAUGAAGUGUUUGUCAUCCCCCAAAAGGAGACAGGCAUAGAGACAAACUCAGAGAUAAUCAGUUCCUGGCUGGAGCAGAAAAGCUCUACAUCUCAUACCAUAAAUUCAGACAUAUCCUUUUUCUCGAUGCUGAAUGGAAAAUUUUCUACGGAGAACCAGAGGAUGAAAACCCAUCAAGUCAAAGACUCUUCAACUACAACCAGAGUGCAAGUUCGUAACUUCAUCUACACAGUUAAGGCUUAUCCGGACUUCACUCUGGACACACGGUUUGCUCAACAAGCCAAAGACAUAGCUGAUGCAAUUGAAAACAACCAAACACGGCACGCAGACUAUCUCUCGGAGAAGAUGGUGUUGGACUAUGGAACCCAUGUCAUCACUAGUGUCGAUGCCGGGGCUACUUUGGUGCAAGAAGACUACCUCCGUUCUACAUAUGUGUCAGACAGUCAGUCGCAAAGUUCCUCUAUCACAGCACAGGCAGGCUUAAACUUUUUUGACAAACUCAAGUUUGACAUUAGCAGUACAAAUACUCAACAGAGCUCAUCACUUCAGACAUAUCAGUCCAAUAUUCAGUACUCUCUUAUCCAAAGCCAUGGUGGUGGCACACCUUUCUAUCCUGGCAUCACUCUGCAGAAGUGGCAGGAAAGUACCAGGAACAACCUUGUAGCUAUUGAUCGGUCAGGAUUUCCCUUGCAUUACUUUAUAAAUGCCAACACAAUCCCUGAUUUGCCACAGCCUACAAUUAGCAAAGUGGCUCUUAGACUGAAUCAGGCCAUAGAAAGAUACUACAAGGUCAACACACGACCUGGUUGUGUCGACAUCAACUCCAAGAACUUUAACUUCCAAGCCAACAUUGAUGAUUCAUCCUGUGAGGGCCCCGCUACAAACCUCAGUUUUGGUGGUGUCUACCAAGUCUGUGUUCAGCUUAGCUCAGAUGCAGGUCCACUGUGUGAUGCCCUGGCCCAGAAAAACCCUGAGACAGGUGACUUCUCCUGUCGUCCGCCGUACUCCCCCACUUUACUGAGAUCAGAAAUUAGACAGCAAAGUUACACUACGUACGAUUGCCAUUACGAAACCUAUGACUGUGGGUUAUUUGGCCUUUUCCAUUGCCAUCGUCAAGUGUGUCAGCACAACUACCACGUUCGCUCUGCUCGCAUCAAUACCUAUUGGUGCUCAGUAAAUGACGGAGAGGCCCCAGACAACUCAGGGUAUCUGUUUGGAGGCCUAUAUAGUCCUUCUCUCCUGAACCCCCUCACCAAUGCCAAAAGCUGCCCCCAAAAUUUCAUUCCAAUAAAGUUUCUCUCAGAUGGCCAAAUGAUCUGCGUGAGUAAAGACUAUGAAACUGCCACCAGAUUCUCAGUACCAUUCGGAGGUCUCUUCAGUUGUCAGUCAAGCAACCCACUGGCUAGGUCACAACGUCGCUGCCCUCCCAAGUUCAGUCAGCAUCUUGCUGCAGUGAGUGACGGCUGUGAAAUUCUUUACUGUGUCCAGUCAGGACUGUUCACAGGUGGGCAGCUGCUUCCAAUCCAUCUGCCUCCUUUCACUAAACCUCCACUUGUCAGCAUGCAAUCCACAAACACAGUUAUGGUGAUGACUGAGGGAGAAAAGAGCUGGGUCAGAGUGGGACAGACCAAGGCAUGGAAACUAGCCAAUCUAGAGGAAAUUAGGGAAAUUGUUCACAAACUUAACCCAGAAGCAGGUCAGAUGUCUGGGGGAGAAAAGGCAGGGGUAGCCUUUGGGGUGAUGGGUAUGAUAGCAGUGGUGGUCAUAGUGGCCGUAGUCCUGCUAAAGAGAAGGAGGAGGCUGGGUGGGUUUAUGAGAGCAAGAGGCUACGAAGAAAUACGUGGAGAGCUUGAAGAAGGAGAGAGGGAAACGCAACAAGAUGAGGCUUGAUUAAAAAAAGACAGCUCAGAGACUUAUCUCUCAAAGACAGGUUAAUCUGGUUUGAGAGAUUUUGGUUUCACUUCCUUAGUGAUUUAUCACCUCAGAAAUAAAUGUCACACAUCUAAGAGAAUGGAAGAAAUUAGUUACCUAGUUUACGUCAGUUGGACUUAGCAUUAAUUGUUAUUCUUUUGAAAUGGUUAAUUCAUAUUUUAUGUAGCAGAUAAACAAUACAUUUAGUGGUAUACAAGGCAUAUUUUCACAUCCUCUCAUGGCACCCAUCGUGGUCAACGUGCUUUGCUUUGCUCUCUCAACACUGUUUAUUUGUUUGUUAGUUAUGCUGUUAGUGUAUAUGUAAUAUAUAUUUGAAUUUUUUAAAUUUUACACUUAUUUUUCUAUAAUCAUUUGUGUAUUUUGCAUUCUUAUUGUUGUUGUGUGUAAAGGGAGAUGGCAAAAUAAGAAUUUCAUUGCUGUACAGGCCAUGUGUUUUUACUUGCACAAUAAGACAAUAAAUCUCUUGAAUCUUAAAUCUACUGUAAUUUGAAGAUCUCUGCUAAGUUAGAAGACAAAUUGUUCCAAACUGUGUUCUUAAUUGUUGAAUGGCGGCCAAAAAAAAUCAUCAAAGGUAUGAACUCCCUCUCUGUAUUGCACCGCUCUGCAUGGGUGUGCGUGACAGACAAACAAAGUGACAGAGAGAGGGGAAGAGAACUAUUGCGCACAAUGUUCCUGUAAGUUAUUAAUAACCUACUUUUGAUACUUGACAAGCCUGUUCACAUUUGAUCAUUUUAGUGGCCUGAAUUGGGUUGUGGGUAGAGCUCUGACUCCCUGCUCAUCAUCUCUCACGCUGUUCUGAGGCAAAUUAGACACCCUUGCUUUAAGCAGUUGUUUAGCAUGGGUAAACUCACUAGUUGGUGUGUUUGAUUUCCAAAGGCCACAGUGAACUAACACUGCCCUCAUGAGGCCAAAGAACACAAUGUCAUGUAGAAUGUAUACAUUUAGAUUUUCUCUAAAAACUUGUAUGAUUUGCUCGGGGGUUUAUAAAUGUAUGUAUUAAACUCUUCUGCACUGCACUCUACUCAAUAAAGCUAUGUGAACAAUUUAAUGGA
Molecule: messenger RNA, 3277 nt
Organism: Larimichthys crocea (large yellow croaker)
Lineage: Eukaryota; Metazoa; Chordata; Actinopteri; Sciaenidae
Gene: mpeg1.1
Product: macrophage expressed 1, tandem duplicate 1
Exons: 2
Coding region: 54-2183 (709 amino acids)
Biological process (GO): defense response to bacterium
Source: RefSeq, a predicted model, not a curated record